AUGCUGAGCCUUUUCAAACUCUUGUUUAUCCUAAGCACGGGCACCAUCACAUUUGCAUCACCUUCCAGACGCCCGGUCGACCCCCCGCUACUCAAACGAGACAACAUCAAUCCAUCCUUCUCCAACCCCAAUGCGGAACCCGUUGGGAUCGUUAUCGACCCCACUGUUCAAAGGGAUUCGUGCGUGACAAGCCCUACGCUUGUCAAUGGAAGAUCGUUCUGGCUGUGUCGUGAUACGGACAAGCUCACGAAUGAGGACAUCACCACCAUCAAUCCCUUCAUUGUCCACAGCAGUGCCGCCUGGUCCAACAUGACCUCUAGUGGGCCAGAGCUGCUACCUAUACCUCCAGCUUCUCAGCAAGGCAACACACAAUUGACCUACAACUACACAUCUCAGCUGCUUCAAUAUCCCCCAGGCUACACGAAGGGUGGCUAUGUCCCGUAUGUGGUGGGCGGUGACGAAUGUUCUAAUACAUUUGGCGAUCCCGGUACGGAUUGCGCCCCAACGACCGAAGUCAUCAUCUACCCUAACUCACCUGCGUAUCCGGUCGCCAGCCCCUCAGGGUCCACUUUCAUGGCCCUUUACGAGCCGAUCAUCAACACCACGAACACCGCGAACGACAACAUCGAGUGCUCGCUCUAUUUCCUCGGGUACAAUCACUCGAGCAACUUAACGACUCUCCCGACCAUCUCUUUGUGGAAAGAGGCUUUCUUCCCAAAAGGCGCCUAUUGCUAUGGCUCAUAUGGGGGUAUCGUCAAUGAGGUAGACAAUUAUCUCUAUCUCUAUGGCCAGACGUACAACCGUUCCAGUACAGCUCUUGCGAGAGUACCUCUCAACGAGUACCUCAACAUCAACGAGUAUCAAUACUACUACAACAAUGGCACUUGGUCCAACGUUCAGCCACACGUUGAUGACGCCGAUGCCAAUCUGAACGGACAGUUCGUGCAGCCAGCUACUCCUGGUGUCCCUGCUCAGGGCUAUGGCCAGGGAACUUUCUUCUACUCUGACUAUGUCGGCAGAUAUGUCUGGCUAGGUCAAACGCAUUUCGAGCAAUGGGAGCCCGGUGUUCAGGUUGGAGUCUCAACUUCAGCGAACCCGUAUGGACCCUGGACGGCGGCCCAGAACAUUACACUACUGCCCCACGGCAAUCCUUUUGGAUACUCGUCAGUCGUUCACCCCGAGAUGUCUACAAACGAUCAAGAUGUAUGGCUCUCUUACACCGCUUAUGUGAGACUCAACGACACAAAUUACUACACCCAGCCCCUUUACAAAUUCGAGUGGUCGUCAUCAUCUGCUUCUCCGGGACUAUGA
Molecule: messenger RNA, 1311 nt
Organism: Kockovaella imperatae
Lineage: Eukaryota; Fungi; Basidiomycota; Tremellomycetes; Tremellales; Cuniculitremaceae
Exons: 1
Coding region: 1-1311 (436 amino acids)
Source: RefSeq, a predicted model, not a curated record